AUGGCUGACCACUCUUCUUUCAUGGACUGGAGUCCUGCAACUCCUGAACCUCGAUUCAAUCCAUAUCCGGACAGUUACAUCCCUGGCGGGUGGCCAGAAUCCGCUCCUCCACCUCCUCCUCCCACCUCCGGCGUGUUCGCACGUCGGCCACCAGCCUCUCUCUUGGCCCAGGCGGCGAAGCGAGUCUGCCGAAGACUGGGCGCUGUCCUCAGCGGUAGCUUUCACUUUAUCGUCCAAGAACCAACCUACGCCAUUGUGCGGAGGGUUCGAGAGCGCCAACGAAGGCCACCACGAGCGCAGCUUCAGAGAAACGUGCGCGCCGCGACUCCAGCUCGACAGAACCCUCCUCUUCUUCAAUCCAGACUUCCAGAGUCGCCCUGGAAUCGCGCCGUAGCGCUUGAAUCAACUCGGCAGCUAGCACUGCCACGUCUCGACCCUGCCGACCACCAGGAGCGUCGAAAAAGGAUCCCUACACCAUUACCAGAAAAACCGGCGCCUUCGCUUCGUCCCUCGCCGAAAGACAGAGUCUACCACAUUCCGAAAUUUAUGCCUGCUGGUGUGACCAGACACAGGCGCAAGUUUCGCGUUGUCGCUACCGCAACAGCAGAAGAAAAAUCUAUCUCAGUUCCCUCGAUCUUCGCAGACAUGCCUCAUUUCCCGGCUCCUGCUCCUCACAUUCCUACACGUCCUAUCCCUCGCAAGCAAGAACGCAACGUCCCAGUCGAGCAUCUCAAGCUAUCCUCUGCUCCUCACUUAGAAGGAUUGACCUCUGCGAAUCGGCCACCGUCACCCGAGUCAUAUGAAUGGGAAAGGGGAAAUUUGGCAAUGGAGCUACCUUCAGACUCAGACAAAGACAAUUUUUCAGACACCUCGACGCGCUCCUACCAACUACGCCCACAAAAGCUGAGGAUUCGGAAGAUCAGAUCGGGAAGAGAUUCCAACACCAGAAACGGUGCAACGACUGAGCGCACUGACCCUGCUGGUCCGUGCUUGCGCGUGUCUAAAGCACCUACACCGCCGACCCCAGUAAUCGUUGUCCAAGAGACGGCUCCUGUCACCACAAAAUCCCCAGUUUCUGUUGACGAAGACUUGUUAUCACCACCACGUGUCAGAAACCGCCGGGUGAGCACACCGAAACAAAAACAAGUCUUACUCAAAGACGAGACUCCAGGCUCUGAGAUAUCGUCGACCUGCCACUGUUCGCCAGGAAAUUUGACUCUACAGCCACUGAAAGGUACGACGCCCGUCAAGAACGAUAGCUCAGCGACGCCCGAUCGCUCGCCAGGUAAUUCAACGCUACGUCCACAAGUAGAAUCACCGCAAGAAAGUGAUAUCUCGUCAAUGUUUAUUGGUUCGCCACCCGAUCUCGAAGCAGACGCGAGACUCUUCAAAAUGAUAAUGGCUGCAGGUGGUGGAUCACCUACUCCAAAAGAAAGAAAAGUCACCCUGUAUGAAAAAGCCCUAGAAAAUAAGCCGGUCACGAGCGAUCCGGCAAUAUUGGAACACAAGAAAGUCGCCACAAAUGAAACACGAGAGCCGACCACGAGCGACGCGGCACUAAGAUCCACAAGCAUCGACACCACUCACGAGAACCCUACCACGCCAACCGCUAAGACAGAGACGAGUGGAGAGAUAGCACCGUCAGAACGACAACUUGGCAUCGUAGCAGACGGCAAGAAGGACGAUAUUGUACCUAUUGAGAUUGAAGAUGACGAAAUCCCGACAACAACAGUAAAUGACCCUCCAGCAGGCUCCUUUUCAGCAUCUACGACCCAGGGUCAGAACCCCCCACAAGUAAAGGUUGAGCAUGCCACCAGCGAGACUGGCCAGCAAACUGUGCCUUCUACACCUGAACAAAACCCUGUUAAGAACUUUGCCAGACUCACCAUUGAGGACCCCUUUACUCCAGAUGCGCCGACUCCAAAAGCAUCACCACAUUCCGCAGAGAGAACGCAAAGAAUCACUAGAGCAGAAGCCAAGAGACUAGCCUCGUUACAAGAACAUCGUCAAUACGAGAUUGUAGCUCUCACUGAGGCAUGGGAAAAGAAAAUCCAACAAGCACUACGAAACGGGCAUGGCGAAUACAAGCCUACAGAUCUCAUUCGCGUCGUACCACUCUUGCCUGGCCGUGGUACUGACAGCUGGCUCAACGACGAAGUCAUUAAUGGCUAUCUCAAACUCGUCGUUGAACAUGGCAAGAAGAACGAUCGGCCGACACAGGUGCCCACACACCAUGCAUUUGUCUCCUUCUUUUACAACAACCUCGCCGAAAAGGGCUAUGAUAGUGUCAAGCGAUGGGCGAACCGAGCCAAGAUUGGAGGCAAGAGACUCCUCGAGACGGAGCACGUUUUCAUCCCCAUCAACCGCGGAAUGCAUUGGACUCUGUGUGUGGUGUCUGGAAAGAACAAGACCAUUACCCAUUACAACAGCUUGGGAGGCAACGGACGGAGUUAUGUCGAGACGAUCAAGAAAUGGGUCAAGGAGGAAUUGGGCGGUGCGUACCACGAGGAGGAAUGGGUAUUUGAUUACUUCGGAGAAACACCACAUCAAACCAACAUGGAUGAUUGUGGCGUUUUCACCAUCACCAGCGCCCGGCAAAUCAUGCUCGGAUUGACACCCAUGUCAUACAAUGCCGACCAGAUUCAGCUUCAGAGGCGCCGGAUUGUGGCUGAACUUAUGAAUGGAGCGCUCUUGAAGAGCAGCGAAUGA
This is a messenger RNA of Exophiala spinifera, 2709 nucleotides long. RefSeq lists its product as uncharacterized. The transcript has a single exon. Gene Ontology annotation, biological process: protein desumoylation. Gene Ontology annotation, cellular component: nucleus. The coding region runs from base 1 to 2709 and encodes 902 amino acids. Lineage: Eukaryota; Fungi; Ascomycota; Eurotiomycetes; Chaetothyriales; Herpotrichiellaceae. Gene Ontology annotation, molecular function: deSUMOylase activity. The record is from RefSeq and is a predicted model, not a curated record.